Messenger RNA from Topomyia yanbarensis, 1852 nucleotides. It is a transcript of the gene PGRP-LC, whose product is annotated as peptidoglycan-recognition protein LC. The record is from RefSeq and is a predicted model, not a curated record. Gene Ontology annotation, biological process: peptidoglycan catabolic process. The coding region runs from base 299 to 1621 and encodes 440 amino acids. Gene Ontology annotation, molecular function: N-acetylmuramoyl-L-alanine amidase activity; zinc ion binding. NCBI's taxonomy places the organism in Eukaryota, Metazoa, Arthropoda, Insecta, Diptera, Culicidae. The transcript has 6 exons.
AAACAACGUUAAGACAUUCGCGCACAUUCGUUACACGUCGUACCAAUUCGGAGUGUGUGGCUAGUCCUCGGCGGAUCGCGCAACUGAUUGGAUCGUUAAGUGCUUAACUAGUGCGCGAACAUCGUAUUAACUUAAUUAUCACAAACGUUUCCAACAGUCUGCGAUAGAGCGAUAGUGAUUUUACAUACUUGCUAAUAGCAGUUCGCCAAACUAAACGGCAAGAGCAAUGCAAUGAAGAAUCCGAAGAACACGGCUGCUCGUCAACGAACAUUUCAAAGCUCGCGAAAGCACUACACCAAUGGCUAAAGCGAAAACGCAACUAAACAAUGCAUCACCUGCCCCAGAUUCCGCCACGCAGUCUUCUUCUGUUCCAGUGAACUACCCCAGUAAUAUUAGUGAUAGUGUAAAUCAAGUUGUAGAUAAGAGCGAUAGUGGUAGCAGUCAAAACAUAUCAAUAUCCUCAAUAAAUGAGAAUGACAACAACGAUUCGAGUACCUUCGAGAGCAGCGACAGUGAGUGUGACGAUGAACAGAUUAAGAAGGCUAUCGAGCGAAUUCCCAACGCACUUCAGCCGGGCGGACAGUUGGUGCAGAAUGGUAUGCUGUCCAUAAACAACGAAAACGGUUCGCCGACCUCCAACCGGGGGCCUAACAUCGGCAGUAUAGCAGUUCAAAACUCGUCGGACAUUACGUUCGGCAACAAGACCUACAUUAAGGGACAGGUUGUGAUCAAAAAUAUUUACCAUGAUAGACAGAAUGGGAUAGUUAAUGAAGGAUAUCAGGGAGGCAAUGAAACGGAUGGUGCACUAGGGAUUACAAAGCAAAAGACAGAUCUCAACGAACCUCCAUCGUGGCGCACUAGUCUAAAAACCAUUAUCAGGGACAAACCAUUAUUGAGUGUGACAAUUCUCGUCACCCUAAUGCUCGUCAUAACUACCAUCGUGAUCGUAACAUACUUGGCCACGUCAACAGGUAAAACUAUAUUAAAACCUCACUACGGCGAUGGCGACGAUGACCGGGCGCAUGUCCCUCCAGAUACUGGCAUAGAUCAAGACUUCUUACCAGAUGCGAAGCCGCUCCGAAUAGUCACACGGAACGAAUGGUUGGCACAACCGCCGAAAGAAACCUUAGCUCUACUUAAACUACCAGUGCAUAAAGUUAUCAUCGCUCAUACGGCCAGCGAGGGAUGUACUACUCAGGCUCAAUGCGUAUUUAUGACAAGUAAUAUUCAGGAGUUCCACAUGGCGGAAGAUUCGAGGAAUUACUCCGAUAUUGCUUACAACUACCUGGUGGGCGGCGAAGGGAAUGCAUACGAAGGACGUGGCUGGGAUAAACAAGGUGCUCAUACUAAAGGAUUCAAUGACGACAGUAUUUGCAUUGCAUUCAUCGGAACAUUUAUCAGCAUUGAGCCACCAAUCACACAGUUGAGCGCUGCUAAGCAACUAAUAAAGAUGGGUUUAGAGCAAGGUAAACUUGUGAAGAACUAUGAACUUUACGGUCACCGACAGUUAGCACCGUUCGAAAGUCCAGGCGGUGCAUUAUUCAAAAUAAUUAAAAAAUGGCCAAACUGGUCUGCAAAGCUGGGACCCAAUCACUGGGUAGAUUUGUCAGACGCGCAAUGAUUCCAAACAAAAGGAUGAGUUACUAAAAUGUCGAAUAGAUGAAAUGAGCUCAAAUACGUAUUUUUAAUAUUAUUUUUAAACUGUGAUUCGGUCGAAUAAACUUGUUUCGUGUGUACAUAAAUUGCUAUUACGAUUGCUAUUUUGUUAGAUGUAGGUUUAUCUUUUUCCCUAUGUUGCAAAACGUCAGAAAAUCUUUUAACGAAGCUUCAAUAUAAAGUGCAAAUAAAACGA